AUGCUUGACGGCCUCGAAUGGGAAGAGAAUGUUCUGGCUUUGUCUCUCAAGGAACGGUCGACCGAUGCGGAAGGAAUGCGCGAUGAUGCAGGUGAUUUCCAAGUUUCAGGCUCCCCGCUUGAGCUCUUCAACUUCAACCUUCCACCUUCCACUGUCCUGUCUGCUUCCUCAUCUUCAUGUAUCCGAAUUAGCCUUCAUCCUCUAGAAAUGGCUCUCAUUCAAACGUCGCUCAUAUGGGUCGUCUAUGCCAUUGCGCUCGUCUUGACUUUAGGAAUAGCCUCUAUCUUCGUCAUUGUUUAUCAAGCGCCCCGAGAACGCUCAAUCGCAGUGACAGUCGUCUGCAUAUUCACUCUGCUGUCACUCCUGGCCACAGCACUGCUACUCCCUGUCGACGUCGCCCUGGUGUCCUCUACGACCUCCUCUAAACAGGGGAAGCGGAAACAUUGGGCUACCCAAGAUGAGGUGGAUAGUAUUGUUAAGACGCUCGAGAUUGUCUACUAUUUCCUAUACUCUCUCGACGCAAUUCUGUGCUUGGUAGUGCUACCGUUCACCUAUUUUUGGCAUGAAGAAUACGAUGAAGUGGACGCUGACGAGGGCAACCAAACCUUUGGGCAAAGAUUCUGGGGAGCGUUCAAAUACACCAUUGCAUUCAUUUUACUCGUCGUCAUCCUCUUCAUCAUAGGGUUUUUCGUACCGGUAGCCAAAGAUCGGAAAGGUGCCCACUAUGACCUCGAGUAUUUCAAACAUCUUUUGCACGGAGAGGGCCAUGGCGAACGCGCCUUGACAUUUGCACUUGGUCUCCUCAUUACAAUCGGUACCCUCAUCUACAUCCUCUACACAGCAGCAGGCUUUGCCCUACUUCCAAUAACCUUCAUCAAAUCCGCCCCCGGAGUGUCUGCUCCAACAUUAAGCGCUAACACCGCCUCUGAACUCGAGCAAAAUAGAGAACGUCAGCGACAGCUCGAGAUGCGUAACGAGGGACAAGAAGGCGGGCUUCCAGCAAAAGACCGCCGGGAGCUUGAAGCUCUGGUUCGAGAAGAACGAACUCUUGUUCGUCGUGAACGACUUGCCAGUGAAGCCAGCGGAGAGGGCCAAGGCUGGCUGAUCAAAACCUGGAUAAAGAUCGAAGCUGCCUUCCGGCCUGUCAAACUACUUGGAGGCAUCCUGAUGAUGGUACUUGCGAUCUUCGUCUGGAUAUGCAUGAUUCUCACUUUCGCCGACAAAGCAAAAAAUUCUACUUGCAAAUCCCAUUGCGGGUAUGUGCUGGGACACAUAAACAUAUUCAAUCCUAUCAACUACAUUUUCGUACAAGCCGCCAAAGUGUUCCCAAUCGACUACAUCAUAUACCUCCUCCUCGUCUUGUAUUUCUUCUCAAGCUCUGUAGUAGGCAUCGGAGUCAUAGGCAUCAGAUUUCUGUGGCUUGAGAUCUUUAAGAUCAGAAAAGGUCAUACUACCCCUCAGGCAAUGCUUCUUGCUACAAUGCUCAUGAGCCUCAUGGUACUUGCUAUUUUCUAUUCUAUGGCGAUGAUUGUGGCGCCGCAGUAUACACACUACGGUCCUCAGACCUUCUGCGACCGAGAAAUUGUCCCCGGAGAUGGCCAACCAGACUGCUCGACACAUCAUAAUGCUAUCAAACCUUGCACCGAAAGAUCUACGUCCCUAGCAGCGGCCAGGGUCUGCACACCGAGUGUGGCUAGCACCUUCAUCGAUCGCAUCACCGUGAACUUCUCGUUCUUUGGAGCCGUAGACUUCUGGGCGCAAAUUGCCUUCUUUGCUGUCUUCUUGAUUGUGCUUGUCACUUCUUUGGUUCGGACACCAAAGCUCGACCAGUAUCAGCUUGAUCAAGAUGCCGAAGAAGACGAGGAGGAAGGUCUGCUAGCCAGCACUGGACGACGUUUUGGUGCGACUUGGCAAGAUCUCACGGGUCGAGCAAAGAAACCAACGAACAACGCAGGACAAGAAGGCAGGCAUGAUGAUGACGAAAACGAAUGA
This is a messenger RNA of Bacidia gigantensis, 1992 nucleotides long. RefSeq lists its product as uncharacterized. NCBI's taxonomy places the organism in Eukaryota, Fungi, Ascomycota, Lecanoromycetes, Lecanorales, Ramalinaceae. Gene Ontology annotation, cellular component: vacuolar membrane. The transcript is spliced from 2 exons. The coding region runs from base 1 to 1992 and encodes 663 amino acids. Gene Ontology annotation, biological process: protein localization to vacuole. The record is from RefSeq and is a predicted model, not a curated record.